AUGAGUUUUGUAAAUUUGUGCAUAGGAUUCACAGAAGUUUGACACAAAAUGCCCCAUGACCCCUUGAGAGAGCAGGAGGAGAUGUAUGAGGAGAGGGCAGAGGGAAAAUGAGGGGCACCAGGAGCACUAGGAGAGUAGCACUGCUCAUCCUCCCUUCUUACUCCCUCUCCUUCACUUUCCUACAAAUUGCCAAACACUUGAUUUUAGCCACAGGAUAGGAGAUAAGUGGAGCCACAGGUCGUAGACUCCAUCUCAGACGUGCUCUGAGGGCACAGUGAGAACAGAUGCUGCCUCCUUCUACUCAGCCAUUACCCUUCCCACAUGACAGGAGAGACUGCCAUGCUGUAUCUUGGUUGCAUUUUUUCAGAUACAGGCAACGACAGAAGGUCCAAACUUUACAAAAAUGAGUGACUCCCUCUAAGCUUGAUGGCUUAACUCUUCAUUUAACCCUUCACUCGUUAAUGUGCCACCACAGGAUUUGUGAUUCACUGCAUGGGACAGCAUUUUGGGACUGCACAGAGCCCCACUCUGCCCACACAAAUGUGUCAGGGCCUCACAUGGGGCACCCUCCCACACAUCCUCCGCCCAUUGUGAGCUGCAUUUAAGCUGAGGACAUUCAUUUGGUCAUUUGAGCUGCUGUGGAUUCUGAGAGUUCUCAUAGCUCUAGACAACCUGCCCUUGGACCUGCAUUGCAACUGUGGACUUAUCUGGGGAUCUGGACUGCUGUCGUUGGUCGGUGUCACCAGACUUGUUUUGCUCCUCGUGUUUGGGUCCUGUGGGGCCGUGCUGCUUGCGGCUGAGUUGCCCUUCGCAUCAACCAUGAAGCUGAUUUUGAUCUUCAGUGCCCUCUUUGGGGCUGCCUUGUGCCUGGAAACUUUUGUUGGGCACCAGGUUCUCCGUAUCAAGACAAGAAAUGAGGAACAACUGAAGAAGCUCCAGUUUUUGGAAACAUUGGAUCAUCUUGAGCUUGAUUUCUGGUUAAAUCCCUCCACCCCUGCCCUCCCUGUGGAUGUACGAAUCCCUGCUCACAGCCUCCAGGCAGUCAAAGUCUUCCUGGAGUCCCAUGGGAUUGAGUACUCAAUCCUGAUUGAAGACCUGCAGGUCGUUCUUGACAGAGAAAAGCAAGAUAUAGUUGCCAGUCAACAAAUGGAACGCAGCAGCAGCGCUUUCAACUAUGGAACUUACCAUUCUUUAGCUUCUAUUUACCAAGAACUGGAUAAUCUUGCAUCUGAGUAUGGCAACAUUGUCAGUAAGAUCCAGAUUGGGGAAUCCUAUGAAAAGCGGCCGUUGUAUGCGCUCAAGUUCAGCACUGGAAGAGGAAACCGCCCUGCGAUCUGGCUCGAUGCUGGCAUCCAUUCCCGAGAGUGGGUUACCCAAGCGAGUGCAAUGUGGAUAGCUAGAAAGAUUGCCUCUGACUAUGGGAAUGAUCCAUCCACCACUUCUCUGCUGAACAACCUGGACAUUUUCCUGCUGCCAGUUGCUAACCCUGAUGGAUACGAAUUCACUCACACCACAAAUCGCAUGUGGCGGAAGACCCGCUCCAAGAACUCAGGCAGUCUGUGUAUUGGAGUGGAUCCAAACAGGAACUGGGACGCAGGUUUUGGAGGUCCUGGAGCCAGUAAUAACCCCUGUUCUGACUCUUACCAUGGACCCAGUGCCAACUCAGAGGUGGAAGUUAAAUCUAUUGUAAAUUUUAUUAAGAAUCACGGAAACAUCCGGGCCUUCCUCACCCUGCACAGUUACUCUCAGCUCCUGAUGUAUCCCUAUGGUUAUAAAUGCACUCCACCAGCAGACAACGCCGAGCUGAACACCAUAGGGAAAGCUGCUGCCAAUUCCAUCCAGUCCCUGUAUGGCACCACCUACACGGUGGGGAGCAUUUGCACUACUAUCUACCAAGCCAGCGGAGGCAGCAUUGACUGGAGCUAUGAUUAUGGCAUCAAAUACUCAUUUGCCUUCGAGCUGCGAGACACGGGUCGCUAUGGAUUCCUCCUUCCAGCUGCCCAAAUUAUCCCCACUGCUGAGGAGACCUGGCUGGGUCUGAAAACAAUCAUGGAAUAUGUACAAGACAACCCAUACUGAAAGCAGGGAUGGGAAUCAGCGGUCAAGAUCAGCAAGCUGAGAAAUCCUCUUCCUUUGAUGUGCUGUAAUCAUACAGCAGCUGUCUGAAUAAAAACCCUGCAUGUA
Messenger RNA from Phasianus colchicus (ring-necked pheasant), 2184 nucleotides. Its product is annotated as carboxypeptidase A2-like. Gene Ontology annotation, molecular function: zinc ion binding; metallocarboxypeptidase activity. The record is from RefSeq and is a predicted model, not a curated record. Gene Ontology annotation, biological process: proteolysis. NCBI's taxonomy places the organism in Eukaryota, Metazoa, Chordata, Aves, Galliformes, Phasianidae.